Fundulus heteroclitus (mummichog) is the source of this 2673-nucleotide messenger RNA. RefSeq names its product carbohydrate (N-acetylgalactosamine 4-0) sulfotransferase 14 (gene chst14). Gene Ontology annotation, biological process: carbohydrate biosynthetic process; dermatan sulfate proteoglycan metabolic process. The transcript is spliced from 2 exons. Gene Ontology annotation, cellular component: membrane. The record is from RefSeq and is a predicted model, not a curated record. Lineage: Eukaryota; Metazoa; Chordata; Actinopteri; Cyprinodontiformes; Fundulidae. Gene Ontology annotation, molecular function: sulfotransferase activity. The coding region runs from base 264 to 1388 and encodes 374 amino acids.
GUAAUGACAUGUGCCGUGCUCCAGACUGCACAGCACAUAUUUAAUGUGCGUUUCUCCGCUAUUUGGGAUAACACUGUUGGGGGGGAUUUUAUUGUGACGAUCCAAACGGGACUUUUUGCGAGACACGCUUGCAAACUUACUUUGAGCCUUAGCGGAGGUACGUGGUAGGUACCGAGCGGAAACUUCCACACGGAGCUGCUGCAAGAGUUUAUGGUCUCCAAAAAAGUGGCAGACACCGGGCGAGCGAGCAGGACGCAGGCAGGAUGCUUCCACGCAGGCAGCAGGACUACGGCAAGCGAAGGAGCGACGGAGUGCGCGGCGUCUCCGUCACCAGCUUCAGGAGCGCGGCGAGCCCGGGCUCCGUCCGCCGCGGCUCCGCCGUGCUGCCCUCGGUGCUAACAUUCCUGGUGAUCGUCGCCUCCGGAGGCCUGCUGCUCAUGAUAGAGAAAGGAAUGCUGAACGGCGUGGAGACGCCUUCUCCUCGGGGCAACGCGAGGCGCCUGGAGCUCAUCAGAGAGAGCCGAAGAAACGGCGCAGAUGGCGCGGACGUGGACUCCCAGAUCCUCCAGGAGAUCCGCAACCGCACCAUCAGAACCAUGUGCAGCCAGAAGAACAUGCCCCACAGCAUCUGGUCCCUGAGCCCCCCGCAAAGGAAGACGGUGCUGCAGCACAUCCUGGUCAACGACGAGUACCGCUUCCUCUACUGCUACGUCCCCAAGGUGGCCUGCUCCAACUGGAAGAGAGUCCUGAAGGUCCUGAGCGGCGCCUUGGAGAGCGUGGACGUCAACAUCAAGAUGGACCACCGCAGCGACUUGCUGUUUCUGUCCUCCCUGAAGCCGGAGGAAAUCAGCUACCGCCUCAAGCACUACUUCAAGUUCAUGUUUGUGCGGGAGCCCAUGGAGCGACUGCUCUCCGCCUACAGGAACAAGUUCGGGGAGAUCGAGUCCUACCAGAAGAAAUACGGAGUGGAGAUCGUAAGGCGGUACCGAAAGGGCCGCGCCAAGGAGGCGUCCCUGACGGGGGACGACGUGACCUUCGGAGAGUUUGUCCGCUACUUGCUAGACGAGGAUGCGGAGCACAUGAACGAGCACUGGAUGCCCGUUUACAACUUGUGCCAGCCGUGUGCCGUUUCUUACGAUUUCAUCGGCUCUUACGAGCACCUCGAAAGGGACUCGGACUAUGUGCUGCAGCGCAUCGGCGCGCCUCCCUUUGUUCGCUUCCCGGAGAGGCAAACGUGGUACAAGCCCGUCACCACGGAAACGUUACACUAUUACUUGUGCACUUUGCCGCAGAAGCUACUCAGGGAGCUCCUACCCAAGUACAUUUUAGACUUCUCCCUAUUUGCCUACCCCCUCCCAAACACAACCGUUGAACACUGCAGGCAUUAAAAGAUGUUCUGUUUUGCAGUUUUAUUUUAUUUCAGUUUGUGUUUUUUUUUAUUCCUAAGUAAAAAGGCUGUAUUUUGAGAGAUGUUAAAUAUGUUGUAUUCGUUGUUACACCAGCGAGUUCAAAACCACUAAAGCUUCACAGUGAGUACAUGAGGAAAAGGGUCACUGAAUCUUUUUGGGACUGUUGCAGUUGAACGGAGCAAUUCAUUUUCUAGUGACUGAAGUAUUAUGGUACUGCUGACCUUGGUGAAGGUCAAUUUUUAACAGUGUUCUGUGGACAUUCUGUGGUUUAGCAGGCUAAACCCAAGACCUAGCUAGAAGUUGGCACGCAUUCACCGUCAGCAUGAAUCUCUGUACCGUAAUUUGGUUCUUUUAACGAUUUGUUUGAACAAAAACUGGGUUUUUUCCUCCAAUCUGCAUGAGUGUCAACAUUUUUGCUCGAAAGUUUUUAUGUUUGAAAGCCUUAGCUUGACUCCUCUUUUUGACAGUAUAGCCAAGGUGCCCGGUUUUCGUCCUCUCCCAAAAUGGUUUAUUUCCAAAAGAUGUCUAAAUUUCAGUGGUGAUAUAAAAUGUUGCUUAUGGAGCAGAGGCUUCCUUCUUAGUUACCGCCUUCUCAGUCACUGCUGAUAUAAAAACUGGCUUCACUGUGCACAGCAACAUUUAGCGGUCCUCCAUUUUCCUGUUUAUGGCCACUUUGAGCCUUGGUGCAUCUUGGACAUCCUCACCAAUUUCCUUUCAUCUGAGAGCAACGGUUUGCGUCGGGUGGUUGAAAAUGGACAACUGGGCAAUGAACCCUGACACGCACCAAAGCUUCGUUUUAGAAUGGAUAGGUCAGAAUAUUAUUAGGCUUAUUGAAGGGCCUCAACCCUAUUGAGAGUUUAUGGUUUACAAGCUAGAACCCCAAGAGAAAACCAUCCAUUUAAAAAGGGAAUUAUGCCAGAACCAUCUCCAUGGCCAUACAAAAGAAAAAAAAAAAACAAAAAAAAAAAACCUUGGUCACAGUUUAACCAUUACUCGGAUACAUGUUUGCAUUUAGACCUGCAUUUAUCAUUUUAAACCAGGGUAGAUUAAAUCCACAAAUUAAUUCUUGGUUUUAAAAUUCAGUUGCAUUAUCAAUCUUCUGCGAAAACUCCCCUGAAAAAAAAAAAACACAAUUCAAAGGAAUCAUUUAAAGACUCCAAAUAACAGCACAUUCAUGCUGAUGAGUUGUUUUUUUUUCCCUCUGUGCCUUACAGUUCAUGUUAGAAAUUGUUUUCCAUCAAAUAAAACUGAGAAACUUUGUAAA